Molecule: messenger RNA, 2350 nt
Organism: Lathyrus oleraceus (garden pea)
Lineage: Eukaryota; Viridiplantae; Streptophyta; Magnoliopsida; Fabales; Fabaceae
Product: protein VASCULAR ASSOCIATED DEATH 1, chloroplastic
Exons: 15
Coding region: 523-2112 (529 amino acids)
Biological process (GO): negative regulation of programmed cell death
Source: RefSeq, a predicted model, not a curated record
AUUCAUCACCCCUCACGUAUCUCAAUCCACAAACCCAGAUUUCCUUCUCACCCCUAAGGCUUUUCAACCCCAUUCUUCAUCACCUACCGUGACUGUAAACAAGAUCAGAAAUGAAACGCUAAAUCAGAUCUGAAUGUUGAUGGAGUCAAAAUUAGACAGCAACAGCAAUUUCCUCUUGUGCCGCAUUUUCAGAUCUCAUUUUCUUUUCCCUCAAUUUCUCCUCCAUCUCACCAACCAGUUAAACCUUCUGUUGGAUCUUGAUUUUGUAUUUCAAUCGAACCAAGUUUUGUCCUUAACGAUUCAUGGUGUCAAUUUUAUGGUUUUCGUCGCGGAUCUUGAUCUGUAUUUUCAAUUGGGGUCUGUGAUUCUUCAACAACAAAAAAAGGGGUCUGAGCAUUCAGUUAGGUUGUUCCAGACAAGUAUCUAAUUGGUAACAAGUUAUAUACUCUACACAACAAAAAUUGAAUUUGGAUAAAAAAUCAUAUGAGGGUAUGUUUGGUGUGUUAUUGAAGAGGUUGAAAAAUGCUCCGGAAGAGUCAGAGUGAUGAAAGAAUUAUUCCUCUCCCUGAAAUCACAGGCGUACGGAGGGCAAAGACAGCUGGGAUAUUUCCCAAUGCCAUUGAGAUUCUUUCCGGAAGCAAGAAGCACUUCUUUGCAUCCUUUCUAUCCCGUGAUGACGCUUUUAAGAUUAUUAAUGACGGAUGGUUGCGACAGGGAAACGAUGCCAGAGUAAUAAUGGAACAGCAGGAAUCAAUGUCGGAGUCCAGCGGCCAAGAGGUUGGAUUCGUAAAUGUUGAAAAUGUCAAAAGUUCUGAUAUACUUGACAAUGAGGCACUUUCUACUGACCCGAGCGAAGGUACUUCUAUUUGCAAAGAUGUGGGAGUUCCAUCCAUUGUUGAAGAAGGCCCUAUAUUGAUGGUUGUUCCAGAGAAGCAAUCCAGUGUUGAAGAAGUUGCUGAGUCUGAAUUGAAUAGUAAUAACCCCCCUAGAGUGAGUUGGAGCUGGAAUGAGGAGGAUAUUGAUGCUCCGACAACCCCAGAAGCUUAUACGUGUGUUGCAGAAUCAACAUUUCCGAUAAAGGUUGAAGACUUCUUUAGGUACUUUUUCUCGGAUGAUGCUGUAAAUUUUCUUGAUUCUUUCCGUAAAAGAUGCGGCGAUAAAGAUUUUAAGUGUGCUUCAUGGCAUCCUCAAGAGAAAUUUGGAUAUUCCCGUGAUCUGUCAUUUCAACAUCCAAUAAAAAUUUAUCUUGGAGCAAAAUUGGGUGGUUGCCACGAGGUUCAGAAAUAUCGAGUUUAUAGGAACAGUCAUUUGGUUAUACAAACAUCGCAAGAAGUUAGUGACGUCCCUUAUGCAGAUUAUUUUCAAGUUGAGGGGCUGUGGAGUGUAGAGAGAGACAAAGAUGAAUCAAAAGAACGCUGCAAUUUACGGGUAUAUGUGAAUGUGGAAUUUUCCAAGAAAACUAUCUGGAGAGGCAAAAUAGUACAAUCCACAGUUGAUGAAUGUAGAGAUGCUUAUGCAACGUGGAUGGACAUGGCACACGAGUUCUUGAAACAGAAGAAUCUUGUAAAACAAGAAAAUGUUCCCAUUGCUGCUGUAGUUCAAAAUGGAAAAAUGAAUUUUGACAGAGAAGCAAAGAUGGGAGAAUCUUCAGAAGGAUCACAGGAUCAAAGUAAUCCUACAAGGGGACAAACUACAUCCAAUGUCAUUGAUGCUAUUCACAAUGUUAGUUCUCAAUUGCAAGGAAACUUCAUUGACACGUCGUCUGUUCCAUCUUUGUUCAAAGAGUUUGCGACAAAGAUUAGGUCAUCUUUGAAAAGUCAGAGCAAUCUGUCACUGCUCCUAGUUGCUAUUUUUGCUCUGAUUUUCGUCAUGCAGCAGUUUAGCAUACUUGUGCUCUUGUCCAGACCUCAACAUAUACAUAUGAACUCUCCUGUAGACUUUAUGAAUAAGAUGGACAGUGGAGUAACUAGAAGUUCUUCAGAGAUAGCGUGGCUAGAGAAAAGAGUUCAUCACCUUAAAGAUGAGAUGGACAUGGUUGAGACUAGGCUUGAAAGAAUGCGGUAUGAACACGCACUCUUAAAAAAGCAAAUAAAUGAUCUAGAACAUAAAUAGCACUCUCGCUAUGUAUAUAAUACUACUAGUAUAUAUUAUCUUUGUAAUUCAUAUAUCAUGGGAUGUGAUAUGUAUGUAGCUUUAAAAAUCGAUAAUUCAUACCUAAUUGUAAAUGAUGACUUUAUGUUGGAAAAUGAUUGUCUCCCGUGAGCUAUUUCACAGGAGAGGGAGCAGUGCUGAUCAGCACCCUUCAAAUGUAAUCAACCUACUAAUCUCUAUUAAUCUCUUGUUCUUUUAA